UAGCGCAUUUUUUUCCCAGUUCCUCUCUCACUUGCUAGUUUCCUUACCACUCUCCUCGAUUCGCUCUCUUUCUCUCUCUCUCUCCCCCUGCCUCGCUUCUUGGUUUUCUUGCCCUAGACCGACCUCAGCGUUAGGGCGAAUCGAUUGCCAUCGAUCUUAUCCGAGAGGUUAGGGUUCGUAGAGAGAUUUUUUUCCUUUUUUUGAUCAGAUUGUCAUUUCUUCGAUUCGUUUAUCGACGUUUAUUCAUUCUUGGUGGAUAUUAAGGAUAGGAAAGUGAUUGGUAAAGGAGUUCCACUUGUAGCAUUUGAAACUACUGUAUGGCGAAGGUUGCUCCGCCCAGUUAUCUACCAACCACUUCUCUCCAGAUUGGUGGAGCUAGGAAGGUUCAUACAAGCACAAUGGUUAAGAGAAAGACACCAUCUGAGUUGAGGGAAGAACAGUUGAAGCGAAAGAAUACUGUAGAGAUUAUCGAUGAAUCUCCGGCCCCUAUGUCUGGUUCUAUAAGUGAGACGAAUAGUGGCCCUAAGAAACCAGAAUUGUCAAGGAACCCUAAAUAUAUUGACAUGCGUAUGGAUGGAGUAUAUCCUGCAAAAAAAUCUAGGUUUGGAAAGCUUUCUGGAAAAGGAAACGUUAAGGAAAGUGUCUCGAUGGAGCAACAAAACAGUUUGAAGAAUCUCACUGUACUCUCUAAUCUGGCUGCAAAAAAAAGAGACCAACUGUCAUGCAAAGAGAAUUCUGCUGAAGUUGCAAAAGAUGAUAGAUUGGAGGCUUGUCAGGCAACUGAAAAUUGUAGCCAGAGUACAUUUCGCAGUGUAACUGAACUUUCAAUGGGCGAUAGCAGAUUGUCUGGCUUUGCAGCUGUUAAUAUGGAUAAAGCAUUAAAAGGACUAGCUGCUCGCAAAUCUUCUGUCAUGACUGGUUUACCUGCUAACUCUUCGGAAAGAGAUGUGGAUCAUACACUGACUAAGUUAGGCAGUUUCUGCUUACCUGGUCAAAAGGCUCCUUUGGAUUUUACUUUGAAAACUCAUAUGCGGGUGGUAUCCUCUUCCCCUGUGACCUGGAUUCAUAGAUCAAUUAUGUAUCGUGCUGACACCGGAAUGCCUUGUUUCACACGUGAGGACCAGAGCAGGAGCCACAAUUCAGGGCUCCCAUCAACUUCCCCAGUCUUAAGUUCUAAAAUUUUGCAUUCAUGGGUUUACCCUCAAUCUAUCUUACCUCCUUCUCUCAUAUCAGUGUUGACCUCAUCAGCAUCUCAGGGAGUAGAGCUGGAUUUCUUAAGAAGACGACAGCUAGCAUGGGAGGACUCAUUCCGGAGUCUUUACUACAUGCUUCGAAAUGGCAUCUGCAAUAUAUUUUAUGUUUGUACUCCACAUUUUGUGGCGAUGUUUAAUGGUCAUCCUGGCUUGGGAAGAACAAAGUGCGUCUGCAAAGCUUAUGUCUCUCAGUCAACAAGAGGCUUACGUUCCUUAUUAAGAGAGCAUGAUGUUUGCUUCUCUAUGCCUCGUUGCCGUUCUAAAGUUGAGCAAGACAUGACUGAAGAUCUUGCUGAGCUAUUGGAGAUUGAGAAGCAGAAUUUGGGCCAGACUGUACGCCUGAAUUCUUCACCUGAUAUUGAUAGUACCCCAGACUCAUUGCUGGUUUUCAAUGACAAUAAGGACGUACAUGGUUUGUAUGAUAUUUUGUUAAACUAUAGAUCUUUCUUGACAGCAUUUGUUGGAAUGGAUGUUCCUGUAUUGUACUCACCUGUGCCAUUUCAGAAUGCUUCCUUUUCUACUCCAGAGGUUAAAUUCAUGGAGUUGAAAAGAUCAGAGCAAAAUGCUGCUCAUGAUAGAGGAUCCAAAGAGAAAGAUGGUGAAUUAAUGCAAAGCUCAUCUUCCAAUAUCUGUUCCAGUGUAGAAAUUAAAGAUUCGUUUAUUCCCCCAUGGAUUAUUUGCAGUAUAUGUUCUGUGCUGGGAUCUGAAGGGAGAAGCUUUGAGGCAAGUUUUACGACGGAACCUACAACAACCGCAUUGAAUGCUGCUGUAGAAGCAGUUUGUGAGAUAUCUGAUGGUCAAGCUAAAUCAGGUGAAGGGUUGCAAGAAUCAAGUUAUUCUUUUGGUAUUCCAGAAGCCAUAGUUACUCCUCACUUGCGUUCAGCUCCAUUACAAGGAUUGAAGUACUCAAGCUGUUCUUAUAUGGCUACACUUUCUCCUGUAUGAUGUUCUACAUUAUUUCAAAUUCAAAGAACUGUAUGUUACCGUUUCAUGUUUUUUAUCUUUUUGGAACUUUUUAUUGCGUAAUCAAGUUUUGAGAAGCUUUAAACGUAUCGGGAAGUUACCCCCAUCCGCCCUACUUCAGAGUGGAAGAAUUGACGUGGUACGUUGUCUGCUUUUCAAAAUAAAUCUUUCCUAUAAAAACCUGUGUAUUAAUCCUCUCUAUCAUUCAUAUUGAUGUAAUAUUUUUUAUUUCUAAAUUUAUGAACUAUUAUUACAGCUUUCGGAUUGUUUAA
This is a messenger RNA of Ziziphus jujuba (common jujube), 2488 nucleotides long. RefSeq lists its product as uncharacterized. Gene Ontology annotation, biological process: nuclear DNA replication. The transcript is spliced from 15 exons. The coding region runs from base 318 to 2198 and encodes 626 amino acids. The record is from RefSeq and is a predicted model, not a curated record. NCBI's taxonomy places the organism in Eukaryota, Viridiplantae, Streptophyta, Magnoliopsida, Rosales, Rhamnaceae. Gene Ontology annotation, cellular component: nucleus.